GGUGUUAAGAGUAAAAAAAGCACGCCCUUAACCUGUUCUUCAUUAAUCCCACUCUAAUCUUCUCCAUGUGAAAAAUAAGAAUCUAAAUCUCUACGAAAAUGGAGUGACCCUUUCAAUUUCUCCGCAUACUGGGUCAAACUUCUUCCCAAAUUAUUAAUCCCAUUUUCAAUUUGAUCAUCUUGUAACCCCUGCAAAUUUUGAAUCAGAAUUAGGGUUAGGGUUUUUGGUGUCCAUUAAAAAUGGCUUCUGAAGAGACUGGGUUAGUCUUGUCACACCGUCUCGACAGCAACCAUCCUCAGCUCCUCUUCCAAGACGACUCCAAUUCAGGUUUCGUAUGCAACCCACCCAACCAACGGCCCGGCUCAGGACCUGAUCGUCCUGCUGCCGGCACUACUAGCAACAACGGUAAAGCCACCCGUGAGCUUACUGGUUUCAUUGAUCAUCAACACCGAUAUUAUCAAACGCAAAGCACGACUGAGUUCCGGCAGAGCAUGUACAACCCCGGCCCGGUCCACCACCGUGGUCUCCAGAACUGGCAUGGUGGAAAUGGGAGGGCUUCGAAUUCUGCUAGUGGUGAUGGAUCGGAUGGUAAUGACAAUGAUGAUGAUGUGGAAGGGCUUGUAAAUAGUAGCGAUAAUAAGAACAAUAACAGUAGUAAUACUAGUGGGCAUAGCAGCGAGAAAGAUGGGAAUGCGAAACUGAAUCAUCUUUCUUCUUUUGGUUCUAGCAGGGAAGUAGUGAAGGUAGGAAGUGUUGUGCCUUCAAGAAAUGAUUUAAAUGGUGUAAGACCCAGUUCAAGUGAGAAUCAUCAGCAAGGACAGGUGGGACAGUACCAGAAUGCUGUUGCUCUUGUGGACCGUGAUGGUGAAUUGUACUAUUCACAGUAUCUUCACAGAGCUGAGGGUUCUGGAGCAGGGCUUAAAGAUGUGAUGGUUGCAAAUGGUUGUGGGUUUAGUGGAAGAAAGGAUGUUUCAUAUUCAGGUGAAUCCGGGGAUUCACUGAGAGCAAUACUCUCAGAUCCUUUGACAGGGGCACUUAUGGAUGAUGCUAUGAUAUUACCUUGUGGGCAUUCUUUUGGUAGCGAUGGAAUGCAGCAUGUUAUGAAGAUGAAGGUAUGUUGCACUUGUUCACACCCCGUGUCUGAAGGCUCAGUGGCUUCCAAUCUAUCUCUGCGGUCUGCUGUUUUGGCAUUUCGUAGAGAGGAAGAGUUGCAAGUUCAUCAUGCAUCUAAAAGAAGAAGAGAGAGAUUAGAGCAGGACAGGCUUAAUCACGGUGAUUCAAUGUUCAUGGACACACCAAGAGGCAGAGGCCUUCAGUUUCCAUUUUCUGUGUCUGACCGCGUUAUUAUCAAGGGAAACAAGAGGACACCAGAGCGUUUUGUUGGUUGCGAGGCUGUCAUCACAACUCAGUGCUUGAAUGGAUGGUAUGUGGUGAAGACAUUGGAUAAUGCAGAGAGCAUUAAACUGCAAUAUCGGUCCCUAGCCAAGGUUUCAGAUGAUUCGUCUUCGCACCCAACUUCAAGUAAGAUGACACCAAACUCGCGUUAGUUGAACCUGACUCUAAUCCUCCUAUACACGUGGCAUCGAUAAAUAUAUUUGUCUGUUUGAAUGUGUUGCAAGUAUAUAUUCCAAAACUUAAUCAGGUAGCAAGUUUUGCAGAUGUACCACAAGUGCUGUUUAUUAUUGUUACACUCACUGAAGCACAUAAUGUACAGCUAUUGUAUAUUGUAGAAUUUUCCCACAAAAAUUCUGAUGAAAAUAUGGGAUUUGUGAUA
Messenger RNA from Cynara cardunculus var. scolymus (artichoke), 1774 nucleotides. RefSeq names its product U-box domain-containing protein 62-like. Bases 240 to 1547 code for a protein of 435 amino acids. Gene Ontology annotation, biological process: protein ubiquitination. The transcript is spliced from 8 exons. Gene Ontology annotation, molecular function: ubiquitin-protein transferase activity. NCBI's taxonomy places the organism in Eukaryota, Viridiplantae, Streptophyta, Magnoliopsida, Asterales, Asteraceae. The record is from RefSeq and is a predicted model, not a curated record.